CGGACAUAAAAAUGUAAGAGCCAGUGAAGGACCCCAGCAGGAAUGUAAGCGAUGGCUUCUCGCCGCACUCUGAAAGCAGUGCUCAUUGACCUGAGUGGAACUCUUCAUAUUGAAGAUGCAGCAGUUCCAGGAGCACAAGAGGCUCUGACCAGGUUAAGACACGCUCCGGUCGCUGUGAAAUUUGUGACCAACACCACAAAGGAGUGUAAGAAGACCCUGUUUGAGCGUCUGCGCAUGCUGAACUUUGACCUCCAAGAGCAGGAGAUCUUCACAUCACUCACUGCAGCUCGUAAUCUAGUUGAGCAGAGAGCAGUGCGCCCCCUACUGCUGGUGGAAGAUAGUGCUCUGGAGGAUUUCACAGGUUUGGAGACAUCGGAUCCUAAUGCAGUUGUGAUAGGUUUAGCACCAGACCACUUCAACUACCAGAUGCUCAACAAAGCUUUCCGGUUAAUUUUAGAUGGUGCUCCUCUUAUUGCGAUCCAUAAAGCCAGAUACUACAAAAGGAAGGAUGGGUUGGCUUUGGGUCCGGGUCCGUUUGUGACGGGUCUUGAGUAUGCAACUGAUACACAGGCUACAGUGGUGGGUAAACCAGAGAAAGCCUUCUUCUUGGAGGCUUUACGUGAUCUGAACUGCUCACCGGAGGAGGCGGUGAUGAUCGGAGACGAUGCCAGAGAUGAUGUUGGUGGUGCACAGAUUACAGGAAUGCUGGGAAUAUUAGUAAAAACUGGUAAAUACAGACCUGGUGAUGAAGGUAAAAUUAACCCUCCACCUCUGUUGACCUGUGACAGCUUUCCAGAUGCUGUCAAUUAUAUACUUGAACACCUCUUAGGAUCUAAAUAAUCGAAAAACUGAUUUGAAGACAACACAAAACAUUAUAAAAUGAAUGGUACUUUUUAGGCCACAUCCACACUAAUACGUUUUCGUUUAAAAACGCAUUGAUUUCGCUACGUUUGAUCUUCUCAUCCACAAACGAUGAUUUUAGGAAACUGAAAAUGGUGUUUCCAAACAAGAAAACGGUUUAAUGUGGAUGUGCUUUUAGUUUGACCAUUGUUAGACUGUCCAUUAUUAAUAAUCAUGUUGACAUGAAAAUAUCUAUAGAAAUUGGAUUAAUCUGUGUUGCAUAAUAAAGUUCUUGCACUCCAUUUCAUUCUAAUUAUUCUGCAGUACACCUUCUUAUAGUUCUAAACAUUUGCUAAGGAAAGGAAGAGUAAAAGUGGUAUUUUAAGUCCAUAGCUGCAACCAGACCUGGGCCUGAUGGAAUACGAGCAACU
Xyrauchen texanus (razorback sucker) is the source of this 1271-nucleotide messenger RNA. It is a transcript of the gene hdhd2, whose product is annotated as haloacid dehalogenase-like hydrolase domain containing 2. Gene Ontology annotation, biological process: dephosphorylation. The record is from RefSeq and is a predicted model, not a curated record. Gene Ontology annotation, molecular function: phosphatase activity. The transcript is spliced from 7 exons. Lineage: Eukaryota; Metazoa; Chordata; Actinopteri; Cypriniformes; Catostomidae. The coding region runs from base 52 to 840 and encodes 262 amino acids.